AUGAGCGAGGGCAAACUGGCUAUCUUGGAAGAAAUGGAAAACCCGAAUUUUUUCGAAGAGAAAAAAGGAGGUGCAUCGACGAUAUCGGAAUAUGAAGAGUUUCAGGGAAGAGAAGAUUAUACCAAUUGUCCGACUUGUCAAGGGAUCGGGCGAGUAGCGAGGAAGAAUUUAAAUGAGCUUGUCGCGCUCGUUCCUGCAAGUGACGAUCGAUUAAAACCUCGCAACGACAAGCGAAAUCUCUUUAUCGGCGGGAUGGUAGUCCUCGUUGUCUGCGGCCUUGUCGGAGGCCUCGCUAUUUUUUUCCUCCUCCCUCGAGUCGUCAUGGUCUCAAUGCGCACACCUUCCCGUGACUCCGUCAUCGUUUGCCCCCAAAAUGGAACGGAGCCGCCCUGCACUGAGCCGACCAACGCUCAUGGCGCAGUUUUGAUGAACCUGACCGUGCCAUUGCAUUUGGACAAUUGCAACUUUCGAACAGGAGAAAUUUCUGCGGUUGAUUUUGAAAUUCUUUUUGGAGGAGUCAUCAUUGGAUCAAAUAAGCUCCUGAAACCUGGUCAUGUGAAUUCCAGAUCUGAAGGAACCUUCAAUACGACCAUUCCUGCCGCGGUCACGAGUAAAAUCAACCCUUAUGCAGUAGAAGCCUGCCAACCGGACGCGAGCGGACCUCAUCUGAUGGUCAUCCACUUCGAAAUCACAGUGAACGUUACAGUCCACGAUACAGUCCAGCAGACGGCAUUGCAGCAGUAUUGCUACAUAAACUGCAGCCCGGCAGUUUCUGAUAUAACAUGUGUUUUAUAA
This is a messenger RNA of Oikopleura dioica, 795 nucleotides long. Lineage: Eukaryota; Metazoa; Chordata; Appendicularia; Copelata; Oikopleuridae. The record is from the annotation of a GenBank genome assembly.